AUGGGACCCAGAAGUUUUGAACCAAUGAAAAGUGGGGACAGCAGACAGAGAUACAUGAUACUCACUGUUACCAUCCUCCUGGCUCUCUGUCUUCCAUGUCCUGGGAAUGCACAGCAGCAGUGCACCAACGGCUUUGACCUGGAUCGCCAGACAGGACAGUGUUUAGAUAUUGAUGAAUGCCGGACCAUCCCCGAGGCCUGCCGAGGUGACAUGAUGUGUGUUAACCAGAAUGGCGGGUAUUUAUGCAUCCCCCGAACAAACCCGGUGUACCGAGGGCCCUACUCGAAUCCCUAUUCAACCCCCUACUCGGGUCCAUACCCAGCGGCUGCCCCACCGGUAUCAGCUUCAAACUACCCCACGAUUUCAAGGCCUCUCGUGUGCCGCUUUGGAUACCAGAUGGACGAAGGCAACCAGUGUGUGGAUGUGGACGAGUGUGCAACAGAUUCCCACCAGUGCAACCCGACUCAGAUCUGCAUCAACACGGAGGGAGGGUACACCUGCUCUUGCACCGACGGCUACUGGCUGCUGGAAGGCCAGUGCUUAGACAUUGAUGAAUGUCGCUAUGGUUACUGCCAGCAGCUCUGUGCGAAUGUUCCUGGAUCCUAUUCCUGUACAUGCAACCCUGGUUUUACCCUCAAUGAGGAUGGAAGGUCUUGCCAAGACGUGAACGAGUGUGCAACUGAGAACCCCUGCGUGCAAACCUGCGUCAACACCUAUGGCUCUUUCAUCUGCCGCUGUGACCCAGGAUAUGAACUUGAGGAAGAUGGUGUUCACUGCAGUGAUAUGGACGAGUGCAGCUUUUCUGAGUUCCUCUGCCAGCAUGAGUGUGUGAACCAGCCUGGCACAUACUUCUGCUCCUGCCCUCCAGGCUACAUCCUGCUGGAUGACAACCGAAGCUGCCAGGACAUCAACGAAUGUGAGCACCGAAACCACACGUGCACCCUGCUGCAGACUUGCUACAAUUUACAAGGGGGCUUCAAAUGCAUCGACCCCAUCCGCUGUGAGGAAAAUUAUCUGCAGAUCAGUGAUAACCGCUGUAUGUGUCCUGCUGAGAAUCCUGGCUGCAGAGACCAGCCCUUUACCAUCUUGUUCCGAGACAUGGAUGUGGUGUCAGGACGCUCCGUUCCUGCUGACAUCUUCCAGAUGCAAGCAACGACCCGCUACCCUGGGGCCUAUUACAUUUUCCAGAUCAAGUCUGGGAAUGAAGGUCGAGAAUUCUAUAUGCGGCAAACGGGCCCCAUCAGUGCCACCCUGGUGAUGACACGCCCCAUCAAAGGGCCCCGAGACAUACAGCUGGACUUGGAGAUGAUCACUGUCAACACCGUCAUCAACUUCAGAGGCAGCUCUGUGAUCCGACUGCGGAUUUAUGUGUCACAGUACCCCUUCUGAGCCCAGGGCUGCAGCCUCUGACACUGCCUCUCACCAGCACCAAGGGACAGGGGAAGAGAGGAAACAGGAGAAAGAACGAGAGCGAGCAACGUUGCACCUUUCCUGCUGAACGUUUCCCAGAGGAGUUGGCUCCCCGAGUCCUAUUGCAGACCUGUCACUCAGAAGGGCAUCCCACCCCUCUUCCUAUGAUGCAGUUAUUGAAACGCAUUCUCAUUGGCCCCCUGAUGUGAGGUCAUUGGUGAUUCUUCAAGGCCUUCCGUUGAUUUCCAUCUUUUUCAAAGAAACUAGAUUAGGUUGGGGUCUGAGUCUAUGUUCGAAGACUGUGAACAGCUUCUCUUCCCUCUUCCGUUCCUUCCUUCCUUCUCUUGCUGCAUUGCUGCUUUGCCAAGGGCCUGAGAGAGCUUGUGGGGACGCUGGGUAUAGCUAGUUUGCUUUUUGCAUGUCCUGAGAAGGCUAUGGAAACAAACCACAGCAGGAUCUAAGGGCUUUUAAAGAGUCUAUUUCAAAACCACGUCUGGUAUUUUCAGCCAUAAAAGAAGUUUUAGUUGUC
Molecule: messenger RNA, 1939 nt
Organism: Marmota flaviventris (yellow-bellied marmot)
Lineage: Eukaryota; Metazoa; Chordata; Mammalia; Rodentia; Sciuridae
Source: RefSeq, a predicted model, not a curated record